ACACAACAUAAAUUAUAAACUAGUGAAACGAAUAAAACGAAUUGUUUGGAUUUCCGUCUUCUGGACUGCACAACGUCUACCAUGACAAAAUAGAUCUAUUUCGUCAUGACGUCUACGACACUAAAUGUAACAGUGACUAUAUUCAUAAGUUAAUCUAUCUCGUUGUUUAGAGUUCUUUUUUAACUUAAUUUGAAAGACGUUUUUACUGUUUGUAUUUCAUCCCGAUUUGUCAUUAAAUAUCAAUAAAUAUUAACAAUGUCAAUGCGUUAAAAAAAUAAAAACUGGGAAGUAACAAUUAUAAAAUUAUUGAUUAGUGCACAAUAAAUUAUUUUCUUUAAAAAUACAUUGUGUAUGUGAUAGUGAUACAACGAAAUUUUAAGUUAUUAUAGUGACAUAGUGAAAUAGUUUUUGUGACUUGUGUUGACGACUUAUCUAAUCACCUAGUGCAAUGGGUCGUAGGAAAAGUAAAAGAAAGCCGCCCGCGAAAAGGAAAGCCAUAGAGCCUCUAGACACACAGUUUAACUGUCCGUUUUGUAAUCACGAAAAAUCUUGCGAAGUUAAAAUGGAUAAGAGUCGAAACGUGGGGAAAGUGUAUUGUCGUGUUUGCCUAGAAUCAUUUCAAACAACUACAAGCUUUUUGUCUGAACCAGUUGACAUAUACAAUGAUUGGGUUGAUGCUUGUGAAGCAGCUAAUUGAUGCAGGGUGAUUACUGAAACAAGAAUAAG
Messenger RNA from Melanaphis sacchari, 726 nucleotides. Its product is annotated as transcription elongation factor 1 homolog. The coding region runs from base 449 to 697 and encodes 82 amino acids. Gene Ontology annotation, molecular function: RNA polymerase II complex binding. NCBI's taxonomy places the organism in Eukaryota, Metazoa, Arthropoda, Insecta, Hemiptera, Aphididae. Gene Ontology annotation, biological process: transcription elongation by RNA polymerase II. The transcript has 2 exons. Gene Ontology annotation, cellular component: transcription elongation factor complex. The record is from RefSeq and is a predicted model, not a curated record.